Pocillopora damicornis (cauliflower coral) is the source of this 868-nucleotide messenger RNA. RefSeq lists its product as uncharacterized. Lineage: Eukaryota; Metazoa; Cnidaria; Anthozoa; Scleractinia; Pocilloporidae. The record is from RefSeq and is a predicted model, not a curated record.
UAGUUGAGGGGACUGGUUGGGAAACCUGGCGAACUUCAAAGGAGGAACUCUUUGUUCUGAUUUUCGAGUGAUCACGUGUUCACGACCGUGCACACACACACAAAGCAAGAUGGCGUAUUGAGUAGCGUUAUUCCGUUUGUAGAACAAAAUUGUUUGAUAUUCGGGCGAAAUAAGAAUUCGUUGAAAUCAGAUACUAGAAAUAUAGCAUCCUUGGGAAAUUAUGCCCGGCGACAACUGCGCUGUGUUUGGCUGUGGGACCAGCAGAAGGACGAAAGGCAUUGGAAUUUGGAAGUUGCCUGCACCAAAGGACGAGGCUCACAAGAAAUGGAGACAAGAGUGGCUGAACGAAAUUACAAAGACAAGAGAAAGCGAUGCUCCAUUUAAAGUCUUAGUAGCAAAGGACAGGAUCUUUACCUGCGAAAAACACUUUGAACCUGAGGACGUUGAAAUAUUUCAUUCAGAGAAAAUGAUUAAGAAGAAGGCUCGGUUUGGUGCUCUUCCCAAGUUGAGCAUGCCGAAAAAAACUCACGAGACUUCAAAACCCGAGCAAAGACCUGAGCAAACCAUUGUCCGGGAUCUGAUCAAGAAGCCGCAAGUUCAUUACAAGACUUUCACGGAGUUUUGUCAGCGCUUGACUAAGCUAAAGAGCCUUCAAAACUGGAACAUUGGAACAUUUUCUGACAGAGUUGUCUUAAAACAGGUAGAGAUUCCAUAUGUGCUUCCGAAGUUUGAAAUCGUUGUGGAUGAUAGGCUAGCAUUUACAGUAAGAGUUUAUGGCUGUUAUUUUCCGGAGGAUCAUCCUGUGUACCUUGAUUAUCGGCGUACAGUCAGGAAUAUAUCCAUACGUAGUCUUGCUGAACUGUUCUGA